CUCCGAUUUCAUCAUCUGGUCUCCUCAACAACCUGGCUGGCGAGAAUGGUCCCAUGGGUAGAUGUUAUUCGGCAUUGUCUUUGGAAAGACACAGUAGCGCUAAAACAAUUAAUCCAUACAACACAAGAGGAGUUUUUCAUGGAAACAGAAAUGAAUCAACAUCUGCUGCAUCUGAUACACCAGGAGCAGUGACUGAGAAGUAUGAAUAUCAGGCAGAGGUUAGCCGUCUGAUGGAUUUAAUUGUUAACAGUUUAUACAGCAACAAAGAAGUGUUUCUCCGGGAGCUAAUCAGCAAUGCAAGUGAUGCUCUGGAUAAGCUGAGGUUCCUUGGUGUUACACAGCCCGAUCUUUUAAAGGAUGCAGUUGAUCUUGAUAUCCGUAUACAGACUGAUAAAGAUAAUGGCAUAAUAACAAUCACAGACACUGGAAUUGGUAUGACUCGCCAGGAACUUGUUGACUGCCUUGGUACUAUAGCUCAAAGUGGAACUGCAAAGUUUUUGAAAGCACUGAAGGAUAGCAAGGAUGCCGGAGCUGAUAGUAACCUGAUUGGGCAAUUUGGUGUUGGAUUCUAUUCUGCUUUCCUUGUUUCUGAACGGGUUGAAGUUUCAACUAAGAGCCCUAAAUCGGACAAACAGUAUGUUUGGGAAGGAGAAGCUAAUUCUAGUGUGUAUAGCAUUCGAGAAGAGACUGACCCAAGCAAAUGCAUUCCUAGAGGGACUCGCCUCACCUUAUAUCUUAAGAGAGAUGACAAGGGUUUUGCACAUCCUGAAAAAAUACAGAAGCUUAUACAAAACUAUUCACAGUUUGUUUCGUUCCCUAUCUAUACAUGGCAAGAAAAGGGAUACACUAAAGAGGUUGAAGUUGAUGAGGAUCAAGCAGAUACCAAGAAUGAUGGACAAGAUGAGCCAACUGAGAAAAAGAAGAAGACCAAAACAGUUGUGGAGAAAUAUUGGGAUUGGGAUCUUACAAAUGAGACUCAGCCUAUAUGGCUUAGAAAUCCGAAGGAGGUUACUACAGAGGAAUAUAAUGAGUUCUAUAAGAAGACAUUCAAUGAAUAUUUGGAGCCUCUCGCAUCUUCCCAUUUUACGACUGAGGGAGAAGUAGAGUUCAGAUCUGUCCUUUUUGUGCCAGCAGCUUCUCCAAUGGGCAAGGAUGACUUUAUCAAUGGAAAAACAAAAAAUAUAAGGUUGUAUGUGAAGCGGGUGUUCAUUUCAAGUGAUUUUGAUGGUGAACUGUUCCCUCGAUAUCUGAGCUUUGUUAAAGGUGUGGUAGACUCAAAUGAUCUCCCGUUGAAUGUCUCACGUGAAAUACUUCAAGAGAGUCGCAUUGUUCGCAUAAUGAGGAAACGUUUGGUGAGGAAAGCUUUUGAGAUGAUCCAAGGCAUAGCCUUGAGUGAUAAUAGAGAUGACUAUGAGAAGUUCUAUGAGAAUUUUGGCAAGCACCUAAAAAUAGGCUGCAUUGAAGACCGUGAGAACCACAAGCGCAUUGCCCCAUUGCUGAGAUUUUUCUCUUCACAAAGUGAGGAAGACAUGAUCAGCCUGGAUGAAUAUGUUGAGAACAUGAAGCCAGACCAGAAGGAAAUAUAUUUUAUUGCUUCUGAUAGUGUAGCAAGUGCAAAGAACACUCCCUUCCUUGAAAAGCUUCUUGAGAAAGAUCUUGAAGUACUCUUUUUAGUUGAUCCCAUUGAUGAGGUUGCUAUCCAGAGUCUCAAAUCCUACAAGGAAAAAGAGUUUGUUGAUAUUAGCAAAGAAGAUCUUGAUCUGGGUGAUAAGAAUGAGGAUACAGAGAAGGAGAUGAAGCAAGAAUUUGGCCCGACUUGUGAUUGGAUAAAGAACCGGUUAGGUGAAAAAGUGGCAAGUGUACAAAUCUCAAACCGUCUCAGCUCGUCUCCUUGUGUUCUAGUAUCUGGAAAGUUUGGUUGGUCUGCAAACAUGGAAAGGCUGAUGAAGGCCCAAAGUGGUGGUGGUGAUGCCUCUAGCCUGGCGUUUAUGAAAAGCAGGAGAGUCUUUGAGAUAAAUCCUAACCACCCAAUCAUCAGGACAUUAAACGAGGCUUCAAAGAAUAGCCCAAGUGACGAAGAAGCCCUGCAAGCAAUUGAUCUUUUAUAUGACGCGGCUUUGGUUUCUAGUGGUUUCACUCCUGAAGAUCCAUCUGAGCUAGGAAGUAAGAUCUAUGGAAUGAUGAGCAUGGCUCUGUCAGGAAAGUGGGGAGCUUCAGAUGGAUUUUCGCAGCACACAGCAGCGUCCUCCCAAACACAUAUCCCUGAAACAGUGGAGGCUGAGGUGGUGGAGCCUGCCGAAGCUGGUGUGCAGAAGUAAUGAACCCAACUGAGUACGUGGAAACCUUCAAUGCUUUUUUAGUAGCUUUUUGAAGUUGAGGAGCAGCACAGAUUGAUGAAUGGAUUGGAGCUUUUUAAAAGUAUUUUCUGGGAUUAAUAUUGCAAUGUUUUAAGCAGAGUUUUUGAAAAUUUUAUUCAAUUAGUAAUGUUCUACUUAGUCGGAUUCCCCAUUCUAUAUUUGGUAUUUAGAGAUAUACUAAUAUGUUAUCAUUAGCUUCGAAUGUAGCAACGAUGAGUUGGAACUUGAAAGUGCCCCUCUAAUGGAAAAGAAAUUAUUAGCGUAUUGAAGUUUGAUAGCAAAUAUUUGUUAAAUUUAUGGAAGCAAUAAAUAUACCUUUCAGGAGUCAGGACUAACUAUAAAAAAACAUUAGAACGAGUAUGCCUUGUCUACAAUUGGAAUCUACCUUAUAUGGUAAAGCUACACCGCCUACACCGCCACAUUGUUCGGAUUCCAUACGGAUCUUGUAUGAGUUUGAUUGGUGGCUUAUUCCCUCCUAAUUGGUUGAUCUUUGAGGGGUGAGUUCUACACUUGAGCUUAUGGCAUUGAUAUAGGCCUAGUAUGAGCUAGGUUCGUAACAACUAGUAUCAGAGCCAUCCUCAUCUUCUUGGUCCUGACAUUCGGAGUGGCCUAUGGAGUGGUGGCUUGGGUCCUGUGGAACCAAUUGUGACCAACGACUCAACGAGGAUGUUGGCUCUUUGAAGCGUGUGAUAUUCUUACGAUUCCACACCGAUCAAGUAUGGGCUUGAUCAAUUGCUUAUAAGUAAGGUGUUCUCUUCUUCUAAUCGUCUGGUCUUUUAGGAGUGACUUUUACACCUGAACUUAUGACAUUGAAAUAGGCCUAGUAUGGGAGUAACAAUCUUAGUGUAGCAAAAUUUGACAAGUCGAGACCAGUAAGUUGUGGAGAUCCAUUUCUUUGCAAAGUUAGCUUUUGUUGCACAAAAGCUUUCAUUUUGUGCACAAAGUCUUUGGACAUUGAAAUAUGGAAUUGCCUGUGGGCGUAAAUACGAGGAUAAGAUUUUAUACACAAAAGAAGUUUUGAUUGUAUAUAGGAGCUUUUGUCAUUUUU
Cuscuta europaea is the source of this 3405-nucleotide messenger RNA. Lineage: Eukaryota; Viridiplantae; Streptophyta; Magnoliopsida; Solanales; Convolvulaceae. The record is from the annotation of a GenBank genome assembly.